Molecule: messenger RNA, 1149 nt
Organism: Photinus pyralis (common eastern firefly)
Lineage: Eukaryota; Metazoa; Arthropoda; Insecta; Coleoptera; Lampyridae
Product: exosome complex component RRP4
Exons: 4
Coding region: 113-1003 (296 amino acids)
Biological process (GO): TRAMP-dependent tRNA surveillance pathway; U4 snRNA 3'-end processing; CUT catabolic process
Cellular component (GO): cytoplasmic exosome (RNase complex); nuclear exosome (RNase complex)
Molecular function (GO): RNA binding
Source: RefSeq, a predicted model, not a curated record
AAUCUGGCAACAUGUAAACCAGCAACAUGGCUACGCAUUUUCAUUUCGCAUUUCUAACCUAUAAUUUUUUGUGAAUUUCAAGUUUAUUAUUAUUUAACAGCUUGUGUACAGAAUGCUACAAGAAAUACACAUCCGCUUAGCAGAAACUCGUGACAAUACACCGUUGGCUAUUAACCAACGUGUACCCAAAAUUUUUACACCUGGUGAAAUUAUCAGCGAGCAACAAGAGUUUAUGAGAGGGCAUGGAACAUACGAAGAGGAUAUCUACUUAAAAGCUUCUGUGGCUGGCAUUAAAGAACAAGUAAACAAACUUAUUUCAAUUCGCCCCUUAAAGAGUAGGUACAAUGGUGAAAUAGGGGACGUUGUUGUAGGUCGGAUUACUGAGGUUCAGCAGAAACGUUGGAAGGUUGAUACUAAUUCGCGGUUAGAUUCCCUAUUGUUGUUAUCGUCUGUGAACUUGCCUGGAGGAGAAUUAAGGCGACGAUCUGCUGAAGAUGAACAUAUGAUGCGGCAAUACUUACAAGAAGGUGAUUUAAUUAGCGCUGAAGUACAAAAUGUCUUCUCGGAUGGUUCUCUGUCAUUGCAUACUCGAAGUUUCAAGUAUGGGAAGCUUUCUCAAGGUGUUAUGCUUAAGGUUUUUCCAUCAUUAAUAAAAAGAAGUAAAACACAUUUCCAUGAUCUCCCAAUUGGAGCUAGCGUUAUAUUGGGGAACAAUGGAUUUGUAUGGAUUAGUCCAACAAUGGUUAACCAAGAAGAUAAUGUAGGAGGUUUCACUCAAAAUUUAGAAGAGGUCGUGCCACGUGGUACCAGAGAAACAAUCGGACGACUGCGAAAUUGUAUUCUAGCCCUAGCGCAAAGUAAUGUUAUGUUGUUUGAUACAAGCAUUCUUUAUGCAUAUGAGGAAUCCCUAAAGUACAAUGUAGCUGAAUUGCUUCUGCCAGAAGCAAUGGUUGAUGUUGCGAUACUUACUCAACAUAAAUUGAAUUUGUCUGAAUAUUCGUAAAAGUUUUAUUAUUAAAAUGAGUAUUCCAAAUUAUUCUAUUAAAACUAGUUUAAAAAAUAUUUUAGUAGGUAUACAAAACAUAACUUAAUUUUCAAAUAUGUACAUUGUAAACAUUAAAAUUAAAAAUAAAUAGAUGUAAAGCUAUA